Amorphotheca resinae ATCC 22711 is the source of this 1068-nucleotide messenger RNA. RefSeq lists its product as hypothetical. Gene Ontology annotation, biological process: S-methylmethionine cycle. Bases 1 to 1068 code for a protein of 355 amino acids. Gene Ontology annotation, molecular function: S-adenosylmethionine-homocysteine S-methyltransferase activity. The transcript is spliced from 2 exons. Lineage: Eukaryota; Fungi; Ascomycota; Leotiomycetes; Helotiales; Amorphothecaceae. The record is from RefSeq and is a predicted model, not a curated record.
AUGAGCAGCGAGUCCAGAACACCAAUUCUCCUCCUAGACGGCGGGCUAGGCUCUACUCUUGAAGAUGAGUAUCACUAUGAGUUCAACGACGGCACUCCCCUAUGGUCCGGCCAACUCCUCGUGACCCAGCCCGGCUUAUUGCUCGAAGCGCACACCGGAUUCGCCAAAGCAGGCGCGGACGUGAUCCUCACAGCCACGUACCAGGUGUCCUACGAAGGCUUCUCAAAAAGCGGAGUCACGGAGGAAGAUGCUCGGCAGGUAGCGCGGGGCGCGGUCAAGAUGGCCAAGAGGGCUUUUGAGGGACGGGAAGGGAAGGUGGCGUUGAGUUUGGGGCCGUAUGGGGCGACGAUGUUGCCGCCUCAGGAGUAUGGGGGGAAGUACGAUGCUUAUCACAGAACGGUGAGUCAGCUGAGGGAGUGGCAUGUGAGACGGAUCGGGAUGUUUUGUGGUCCGGAUAGGGAGGUGGAUUGGGAUGAUGCGAGGAGGUGUUGGGAGGAUGUUGAUUUUGUGGCGUUCGAGACGAUUCCUUUGGCGGUGGAAAUUUUGGCGGUGAGAGAGACGAUGUUUAUUGCUUCUAAGGAGAGGGAGGAAGGUCGAGGGAAGGAGAAGGACUUUUGGAUUAGUUGCGUGUUUCCGGGGGAGGGGAAUCAGCUGCCGGACGGUAGUGAUGUGAGGGCUGUUGUAGGUGCUAUGCUUGGGGAGAGGCAAAAUGCUAGGAGGCCGAUGGGCAUAGGGAUUAAUUGUACGAAGAUAGGGAAGAUAGAGUGGCUGAUUGAGGAGUUUGAGAGUGCAGUAAAGGAGAUAGUAGAGAGUGGAGAAGUGAAAGAGUGGCCGAGUCUGGUGGUGUAUCCGGAUAAGACGAAUGGGCAGGUAUAUAAUACUACGACGCACAAGUGGGAGAAAGCUGAGGCGGAUGGGACGAGCUCGGCGCCAUGGGAUGAGACGUUAUUUAGGAUUGUCUCACAAGCACAGGAGCGUGGGUCUUGGAAGUCGAUAUUCGUUGGCGGCUGCUGUAAGUCGAUAGCGAGUGAUAUUGCGAAUUUGCGGAAGAGGAUCGACCAGAGGUGA